Camellia sinensis is the source of this 1546-nucleotide messenger RNA. RefSeq lists its product as uncharacterized. The record is from RefSeq and is a predicted model, not a curated record. Gene Ontology annotation, molecular function: protein binding. NCBI's taxonomy places the organism in Eukaryota, Viridiplantae, Streptophyta, Magnoliopsida, Ericales, Theaceae. Gene Ontology annotation, cellular component: plasma membrane.
UACCACGGGCAUUUAGAAUUUGUCAAAGAAAUUCUAAAGAAAAGUCCAGAACUUGUUGAAGUGCUGGAUUCGCGACGAUGGUCUCCUCUUCACGUGGCAUCUGCUCAAGGCCAUCUUGAAAUUGUACAAGCACUCGUAUCGAAGAAUCCGGAUAUGUGCACAGCUCUUGAUGGAGAUGCUAGAACCCCUCUACAUCUUGCAGCCAUGAAAGGUAAGGAGGAGGUCUUGGACAAGUUGUUUGAAGCCAGCCUCUAUGGUCCCCAUGAGUUGAUGCAUGUUAAGGAUGUUGCUGGUAAUACCAUAUUGCAUCUAGCUGUCAGGAAUAAACAAUUGCAGGUUGUGAACUAUUUGCUUGAGAAAAUAAAAGCAGAAAAAACAGAAAAUAGAAUAAAUGCAGUAAAUGCAGUAAACAAUUGUGGGUACACAGCAUAUGACAUUGUGAUGGAAAGUAAAAAUAAGCAGGAAUUCAUUGACAUUAUAGUCACCUUUCGAAAAGUGAAAGCAAUGAAAGCAAAAGAUCUUUGUCAAGAUGAAUGGUGGUCAAAAAAACGAGACAUAUUAAUGGUCGUGGCAUCACUUAUCGCGACAAUGGCUUUCCAAGUUGCGGUAAAUCCUCCAGGAGGUUUCUGGCAAGACAAUACACCUCCACAUAGAGCUGGCGAAGCUAUAAUGGCUUAUAACUAUCCAAAUACAUAUCCGUAUUUCAUUCGUGCUAACACGACAGGAUUCGUUGUAUCUGUGAGUACAAUCUUAUUGCUCAUAACUGGAUGGCCGUUCAAGAAAAAGUAUUUCAUGUGGCUUCUGGUAGUGGGCAUGUGGGUGACAAUUACAUCAAUUGCUUUUACUUACGCAUUUUCGAUCGUAGUUGUCUCACCAAAAAACGUAAGGGAACCGCUUACUUAUACAAUUGUAGUUGGAGCCAUAGUGUGGUGCUGUGUGAUGGCGAGUCUCAUGAUAGUUCACACGAUUCGCGGGAUAAAUUGCUGGUUGAAGACCAACAAAGGGAUAGAUGUUUGGCCACAGAUUAAAGAGUUCUUCAAAUCCAACACAAGUAGAAAAGAUGAAAACUCAAGGAGUAUCUGUUAGGUGUUGGUCUGAGGUGGAGUUGUGAGCAAAGGUGGAUCUAUUGAGGAUGGCUGUUGCCUCUGCUGUUUGCUGUUGGUCUGUUUGGGCAGAGAUCCAUUUGAGGGUGGCUGCUGCUGAUGAUGUUUGAUGCUGGUAUUUUUGCUGCUGUUUGCUGGUGUUGGUCUGUUUGGGCAGAGAUCUGUGGCGCAGAGAAAAUUUUUUCUCUGUAAUUUUCUUUUUUCUGUUUCUGUUGUUUUUGGUUUUGUUUAGUUAUUAAUUGGGUGUGGUUGGUUUCUGUGUUUGUGGUUAGUUACUCACCAACUCUCGAUGGUGUGCUAAUAUAUGAUUGGGUAGAGUUAUCGAUGUCAACUUUUAGUUGUGAUUGAUUUAUUUCAUUAUGAUACUUUUUGUACUCAUUCAUUUUCUUUAUUGUUGUAAUAUUCUAAUGGUUCAUCAAUAAAGUUUCCUUCUUUUUUGCUUA